AUGAAUAUAAGACAACCACUCCAAUCUUUUAACUCAAUUAAAACAAGUCAAGAGUAGUCCAAUAAAUCAAUAACUGAAAUCUAAACAUUCCUUUAGGAAAUUGAUCGACUUUAAACGGAAAAUCUAAAACUUAAAAACCAAAUAAAAUAACUUCCAUCUCUUACAAUCACUUUGGAUAAUUAAAAAAUACAUCAUGAUAAUCUAGAUCUUAAAGUAUACUAUAUAUAUAUAUAAUUAUUAAAGUAAUAAAUAGAAUCCUUAUAGCAAAAGUUAGAAUAAUAAUAAAAAUUGCAUCAAGAUGGUAUCAAAAAAAUAGAUAUUAAUUGGAAAUAAGAUGCUAAGACAUUCAAAUAUCAAUUAGAAUAACAAGAUAUUAAUCAUAAAUAAAUCCUAAAAUAAGAAUAAAAUAAGUACAAAACUGAAGUUGCCAAAUUAUAAUAAAGCCUAACUUAAAUAUCCAGUGCUGAAUAUCAUAACUAAAAUUUAGUAUAAGAAUUAGUAAUUUAUAUAUAUUUAUCUAGGAAACUGAAUUGAUUUAAGUCAAAUAACUUAAUAACACAUUAGAAUCUAAAUUAUAAUAAACUAUUUCAUAAUUUGAUUUAUUGUCUAAAUAACAAGAAGUAACUCUCAUUAAAUAAGAAGCAAUUUUUAGUUCACAAGAACAAUAAAUCAAUUAAAUUAAAUAGAAACUUUAAAUAUAGAAAGAUUAGAAUUAAGAAUUUAUGAAUCAAUUACAAAAAUAUAAAGAAUUAACUAAUUCAUAAUAUUAAUCUGAAAUAAAAUUAAAUAAUAAGAUUAAAGAAUUAGAAAGUGAUAUUAAACAUAUGACUUAAUCCUACUAAGACCAAAACAUUUAAUUGUAGGCAAGAAUUGAUGAAUUGAUUUAACAAAUUGUAAAAUAUACAGAAUAAAAUUGUACUCUUUCAAAAUCAAAAGAAAAAGAUUAAUUAUUAAUAAAAAGACUUCAGAAUUAUUUAGAAUAAGAAAAAAAGAAUAAAUAAUUUGAGAUCUUUAAUAUUACUGAAUCAAAAAUAUCUUUGAUCUAGUUUUUAUAAUCUGAAUUGCUUAAAUUUAAACAAAUAACUCAUGAUGAAAAAUCAAGUAAACUUUAAUUGGAACUUAAAAUUAAAUAAAUUCAGGAAUUUUAUUAAAAUUAAUUUAGAUAAUUAGAAUGUAAAACAAAUACUUUAGAAGGAUAAUUUAAUAGAAUUAAUAGUAAUUUACAACUAAAGGAUAUAUAAAUUUAAUAAUUAGAAAAUAGUAAAAAGUUAGAAUAAAAUAAAAUUAAUGAAAUCAUUUAGAAAGAAUCUUAAGAAAUUAAUCAAUUAAAAGAUUAAAAUGAAAUCAUGAUUAAUGAUUUAUAUAAACAAGCUGAAAACCAAAGAACCUUAAUUUUACAGAAUAAAUAAUAUUAAUCAUUUGAGGAAAAAAUUAAAUUAAAUAAUAUUACUAUUUAUGAAUUAGAAAGUAAAUGUAAUCUUCAAGAUUAAGAAAUCUAAAAACUCAGACAAAUAGUAUUAGAUAAAUCAUAAUUAUUUGAAAAGGUAUAAAACUACAAUCUAGAAUAUUAGGAAAUUCUCUAAGUCAAAAUCAAAUGA
This is a messenger RNA of Paramecium pentaurelia, 1598 nucleotides long. The record is from the annotation of a GenBank genome assembly. Lineage: Eukaryota; Ciliophora; Oligohymenophorea; Peniculida; Parameciidae.